AUGGUUGGAGCAACAGUCACCGUACACAUAUGGACCUUCCCGCUCAAGCAGCUGGCCGUCCUUCCACCAUCCUUCUGUCAUUCAAGCCCUCGUCGCCCCGAGCCUCACCACUCUGCGCGUUUCCUCCCGCCCAUCCCCUUCCGUCCUCACCACCUGCAGAUCUGGUCCGCGGGUGUCAAGCAGCCGCCCAUCCUCCCGCCAUUCCUCCGCGCGUUCACCCAGGGCGUGCUCGCAGCGCUCGUCUUCCUCCUCGUCUCCCCCUCGCUCGACCUCUCUUGCAUCAGCGACCGCCACAAGAACCGCGCGUACCCCCUCCACCUGCGCUGGCUGUUCAUGUACCACGUCAGCAUUGUGUGGCGCUUCCGCGCCUACAUCCUCUGGAGCAUCACCGAGGCUGCCAUGGUCGCUGGUGGGCUCGGCUUCAGCGGCUGGGAGAUCCCCAAGGGGGGGGCGGGGAAGGGCGGGGACGCUGGGAAGGGUGGGGACGUGAAGUUGAAUGGGGGGGAAUCAGAGGGGCCGAAGGUCAAUGGGAAGUGCGGUGGUGAUGGGGAUGCGGGGAAGCAGGAGGGUGGUAAGGCGUGUGCGGCGCCUGCAGGGGAGGGGCGGGCACAGUGGGACCGGGCUCGCAACGCGGACAUACUGGGGGUCGAGUUUCCCAACAGCUGCCUCGACUAUGCCACCACCUGGAACAUCUCCUAUGGGCUCUGGCUCAGGCUGCUCUGUGAGUCCACGCCGCGCUGCACCUCCACCUCUCGACCUCCCUGA
Molecule: messenger RNA, 765 nt
Organism: Closterium sp. Naga37s-1
Lineage: Eukaryota; Viridiplantae; Streptophyta; Zygnematophyceae; Desmidiales; Closteriaceae
Source: the annotation of a GenBank genome assembly